GCACUGAACCGGGCAACAAUCUUCACUCCUCCGCUCGAAAACGCCGCGAUCUACCGAUCCACCGAUCUAUAACUAGCCAUCUCUAUAACUAGAGCGAGCCGAGUGUGUUCCCAUCGAAACAGCCGCAUUCACAAUACAACAUAUAUUACAUACAUAUAUGUACAUAUAUGCGUGGAAAACUUACAAGUUCUUGUUGUGUCCCAUGAUUGCCGUGUGAUCUAGCGGAAUUAAUCGCACAAAUAUGAGCAGCAAUAUCGGCAUACGCAUGCUAAUGAUGAUUAUGCCUCAUUUAUAGUGCGCUAAUUGAACGCGAAAUUGCUCGAUACAUUCAAUAUAACCAAACCAAACCAAACCAUUCGCAAACAAACAACAACUUCAGUGUGUCAGUGAGAGUGCCAGUGUGUGUGCCGUCGAACAGAUAAACCCGAUCUGCAAUCAGCAAUAAUGGAUAUCAGCUAUAUCUUCGUAAUCUGCCUGAUGGCCCUGUGCAGCGGCGGCAGCAGUCUCAGCCAAGUCGAGGGCAAACAGAAAUCCGGAAGGGGCCGGGGCUCCAUGUGGUGGGGCAUUGCCAAGGUCGGCGAACCCAACAACAUAACGCCCAUCAUGUACAUGGAUCCCGCCAUCCACUCCACGUUGAGAAGGAAACAGCGACGCCUGGUCAGGGACAAUCCCGGUGUACUGGGUGCCCUGGUCAAGGGCGCCAACUUGGCCAUAAGCGAGUGCCAGCACCAGUUCAGGAAUCGUCGCUGGAACUGCUCGACGAGAAACUUCUCGAGGGGCAAGAAUCUAUUCGGCAAAAUCGUUGAUCGAGGCUGCCGCGAGACGAGCUUCAUUUACGCCAUCACCAGCGCGGCGGUGACCCACUCAAUUGCCAGGGCCUGCAGCGAAGGAUCGAUAGAGUCCUGCACCUGCGACUACAGCCACCAGUCGAGAUCCCCGCAAGCCAACCACCAGGCGGGCAGUGUGGCCGGCGUCCGGGAUUGGGAGUGGGGCGGCUGCUCGGACAACAUCGGAUUCGGGUUCAAGUUCUCCCGGGAAUUCGUCGAUACCGGCGAGCGGGGUCGCAAUCUGCGCGAGAAGAUGAAUCUGCACAACAACGAGGCGGGUCGAGCGCACGUCCAGGCGGAGAUGCGACAGGAGUGCAAAUGCCAUGGCAUGUCCGGCUCGUGUACAGUGAAGACCUGCUGGAUGCGACUGGCCAACUUCCGUGUGAUUGGCGACAAUCUGAAGGCCCGCUUCGAUGGUGCCACCCGCGUGCAAGUGACCAACAGCCUGCGGGCCACCAACGCUCUGGCCCCAGUUAGUCCCAAUGCAGCCGGCUCCAAUUCCGCGGGCUCCAACGGCCUGAUUAUCCCCCAGUCUGGCCUGGUCUACGGCGAGGAGGAGGAGCGAAUGCUGAACGAUCAUAUACCAGACAUCCUGCUGGAGAACAGCCACCCGAUCAGCAAGAUCCACCAUCCGAACAUGCCGUCGCCCAACAGUUUGCCCCAGGCUGGCCAAAGGGGCGGACGCAAUGGACGUCGUCAGGGACGCAAGCACAAUAGAUAUCACUUCCAACUGAAUCCGCACAAUCCCGAGCACAAGCCACCCGGCUCGAAGGACCUCGUCUAUCUGGAGCCCUCGCCGAGCUUCUGCGAGAAGAACCUGCGGCAUGGUAUCCUGGGCACCCAUGGGCGCCAGUGCAACGAGACCUCGCUGGGCGUCGACGGCUGUGGGCUGAUGUGCUGUGGGCGUGGCUAUCGGCGGGACGAGGUCGUGGUGGUGGAGCGCUGCGCCUGCACCUUCCACUGGUGCUGCGAGGUCAAGUGCAAGCUGUGUCGGACCAAGAAGGUCAUCUACACGUGUCUGUAAGGACACUGUCCACCUCCAACCCACCCCACCCCUCAACCUCUGAAGCCCCCCUCUUCGUUCUUUGUAUGUGUUAUGUAUUUUGUCUACGCUUAGCCUUUGUUAUUAGCACCUUAAGAGCCUAGACUAUAGCCUAGUUAAAGAUACGACUAGCCGACUAGCCCCUGAAAUGUACCAUCUGAAAUCCUU
Messenger RNA from Drosophila santomea, 2037 nucleotides. RefSeq names its product protein wingless (gene wg). The record is from RefSeq and is a predicted model, not a curated record. Gene Ontology annotation, cellular component: extracellular region. Bases 445 to 1851 code for a protein of 468 amino acids. The transcript has 5 exons. Lineage: Eukaryota; Metazoa; Arthropoda; Insecta; Diptera; Drosophilidae. Gene Ontology annotation, molecular function: cytokine activity; frizzled binding. Gene Ontology annotation, biological process: multicellular organism development; canonical Wnt signaling pathway; neuron differentiation.